AUGGGGACACAGGCAGACACAGACUGGAGGCAAGAAGCCCUUCUAGCUGCCAUUAGUGAAAAAGAUGCCAAUAUUGCUCUGCUGGAGCUGUCAUCCUCCAAGAAAAAAACCCAAGAUGAAGUAGCUGCACUUAAACGAGAGAAGGACCGCUUGGUGCAACAGCUGAAGCAACAGACUCAAAAUCGCAUGAAAUUGAUGGCAGAUAACUAUGAGGAUGAUCACCUCAAAUCGUCAUCUCAUUCCAACCAAACUAACCAUAAACCCUCCCCAGAUCAGGUAAUUCAGCCCCUUUUAGACCUUGAUCAGAAUCGCAGCAAGUUGAAGUUGUAUAUUGGACAUUUGACAGCCCUGUGCCAUGACCGGGACCCCCUGAUUCUCCGUGGACUCACCCCGCCUGCUUCCUACCACCAGGAUGACAACCGUGCAGCUUGGGAGAAGGAGCUGCAGAAGAUGACUCUGGAGCAGCUUCACAAUGAGCUGGAAAAAGGCGAGAGGGACAGUGCAGAGCUACAAGAGUUUGCCAAUGCCAUUCUACAGCAGAUAGCCGAUCACUGCCCUGACAUCCUGGAGCAAGUUGUCAAUGCACUUGAAGAGUCAUCAUGACCGAAGCCAGUGCUAGCCCCCUAGCAGCAGCAUGCCUGGGGGCCAAGCCCGGUCAGUCCAAGGAGUCAUGAGGAUGCAGAAUUGUGUGAAAGUGGGGAGGGGGAGAAAACAGAAACUUUUGGUGCACCUUUUUAUAAAAAGAAACAAAUGAACCUAUCUCCGCUCUUCCAGUUUAUAGAUACUGAUUCAUGUCUGCAUUCAUCCUCUCACUGCCUUUCUUCUUUGGAAUAUGCCUCCCAGUUACUUUUCCUGUUGGCUUUGGGAUACGUCUGCUCAGAAAUUUACUGAGUUCAGUAAGCAUGGAAGUGGCAAUAUAGUGGACACAGGUAGUUCUGGUGAUCCUUGAAGUGGUGGCAGGAGAACACUUGCCUUGAUUUUAUUUUUUUCCGUUAGUAGAAAUCUUUGGCCUACCUUCCUUUAUGGGGGAAGUUGAGUGUGUUCUGAUAGCGGCCCACAGUUGGCCAGCAUUGAUUUAGCUAGCUCAAGGUAUGCUGCCUAUGUCUGCACAGGAGUUUUAUCCUAAAAGCGGAAGCUGUUACAAGGAGAUUGUGGGUGGUAAGGAGAAUCCCUUGUUCUCUUUGGUAACUUCAAUUGAGUAAGAAUGGGAAACAUGUUUUCUCUGGUUUUCUGCCUAUUGUAAGCCUUGUUUUUGUUUACCAAAAUAGCUAUGAAAUGCAUGUGGCUGUUGGGGAAGGGUCUUCUUACCUGAAAACCUGGAGAGCCACUGCCAGUCAACACUACUAAGCUAGAUGGCAGCUUCCUGUGUUUUCUUUAGCCAAGUUUCUUGCUCUUCUGGCAAAUUUUAGUACCUUUUCUACAUAGCUUUGCAUUCUCAUGUGAAGGGUGCUCUCUUUAUGCAUUACUUCUCAUUUUAUCUAUUUCUGAUUUCUUAGGGGUUUACUUUAUAAGCUAUGCCCGGCUCCAAGAGUACUAGAUAUGGUCGCCCCUACUGCUUCUUCUAUAACACUCACCAAAGAUUGAGUAAACCCAAAAUAGUUUCUCUAAAUGGCAUCCUCUUAACAUAUCCAAAUUCACAGGCUCAUAAAUAGGAAUCUGGCUAUUCACGUGUUUUGCGCUAAUUGUGAAAAUACAGUUUUAAUCCGGGCAACAUUUUAUGCAUAGUGUCAUUCUUCAGGCAUUCACAAGAACAGAAUUCUGGUAUCAGGUUAUUUCUUCCUGAGAGGAACUGUUUUUGAUGUUUAUUCUUGCAGAUUUCAGGAUUAAUAGAACCUUUUGGAGCAAACAUAGAAGAAAGAGUUAGGAUUCUGAACUUAAUGAAAUAAGAGAAAAGAUCACUGUUCCUUACAAUGCUUUCCUAACUCGUUUACCUCUAUAAUGAUUGCCCAAAUCACCAUGCUUGGCUUUUCCAGCUUAAGCAAUUUACACAUGGAUAGGCCCAUGCAUUCAAAGUUUAGAAAGCAGACACGCUCUCAAAGCCUUUUUCUUUUCCCCUUCAACAGUAUCCCCACUCCACCAGUGCAACUUUCCAAUUUGGCAACCCAGACCCUAAGACAUUAUUUUCUAUAUAGCAAGGAAUAAUUUUCUAUAAAGUUACUGUUCAGUCAUUACCAUCUUCAACCCAUGGACAUUGAACCAGCCCCAGUAUCCCCAAUCAGGAGCCUCUCUGACUGAAUCAAGAGUCCUCUAGGCACUCUAUGAAUCCUUUAUUACUACUUUUUAUACACAUAGUUUCUGCCUUUGAAAAUGAAAGGAUUCGGUCACUUCUUCAAGAUGCUCUAUUUCUUCCUUUCAUUCUCAUGCAGGAGAAGGAACCUGGGGAUAUCUCAGAAAGGAGAUACAGUAUGAAUAAGAUUGGUUUGGAAUGGCAAACAGUGUUUCUCGUGUGGAUUUUCUGAUAAGGAAUUCACAUUGCUGUCUUAGUUAGCACCUUCAGGACUUUGGAGAUCCGGAAUGGUAGUUUUAGAGCUGAUGGCAUUAAUAGCCUGAGGCUGAUGCUUUUUCUCAGAAAGGCGGGCGGGGGAGAGACUUGAAUGUUCUCAAGGUUGAAAUUGCCUUUACCGGAAGGCAUGUAGACAGUGACUGUACAUACCAUUGAGCCAUGCCUCAUACCAGAACCGCGCCUUUGCCCCCAUUGUUUUGAGUCAGCACAUUUUGAUAGGAGCUGUUGUUUUGAAAUCUCCCUUAUAGCCUUUUCUUCUUCAUCCCUAAUUACUCACUGUAGGGAUUUAAUGCUGCCUGUAAAACCAUCUCAGCCUUCAGGCCUAACAUCUUCCCACCACCACCACUCCCAGGCUAUCCUAUUAAGUUAUAUGGCCGCGUCUCCAGCUGCCCUUGUUCCCUGCUGUAAAACAAUCCACUCUCUCUGUGGGGGAAGCUAUGGAAUUUUCCUUAUCAGCGGUUGAAAUGACUUCUGCUUGUAAACCUCUUACUCAGAUGCUCUUUGAUAGUGGCUUUGGGGGCAGGGGUGUUGCUGAAAUUUCGGGAGUGGAGAUGGAGAUAGUUGCUUGUGGUUGAUACUUCAUCCCCAUGUGCUUCUGGCACUGUGCAUAAAUCGCAUAAAUCGCAGUUCUCCAUGCUAGUAUUUUUGGAGCCUUUAACUCAGCUGCCACCAUGUGGCUGUGCUACUACAGACACAGGAGCUGCUUAAGCAGAGAGAUGCCAUUCCCAAGGCAGUGUGUACAGGGCCCACCAAAAUGAAAUUGGGAUAAAGCCCAUUGUUUACACUCCACUCUACUCACAGCAUGUGCUCCAGGGGAGGAGGGGAUUUGUGAAACAGAGCCAGUUCCCGCACUGGCCAUUUGGUUUCUGUCACCCAGCAGCACACCUGCUGUUUGAACCCCUCCCUCUCCAAGCCCAAGUCUGGAGUAUGCAUCUCUUUCAACUCCUCUCUUAUCCCACCACCAAGCACACAACUUUCCCACCCCAUUCCAUGAGCUCACAGUCCUGUCACCCUAAUGCCUGGUCUAAGCUCCCAGUAAAAAAAUGAUCUAAUCCCUCAGUAAAGUACUGAGAGAGAGAAAGAGAGAGAACAAACAAGAUCUUAUCUUGGAACAAUGACCUGACUUUAUCAGCAGUGUGCCAUUGCAGAUAAUCUCCUUGAUGCCAUUUGGAUAGAGGUCCUGUCUCUCUGCAUUUCUCUAGGAACUGUGGAGCCUUAAAUGCAAGGUGUUGGCCAUAAAUUGUUGUUGAACCUGGCCUGCUUCAACUUGCUUCCUUUAACAGAAGAGUGCAAAAUAGCUGAUUGCCUUGUGGAUCUGGUUAACAUUGUUAACGUUUUAUGAGAUAUAAAAUGCACAGAUCCAAAAGGGUUAUAUGUGGCAAUCUGACUGCCACUACACUAUCACAGCUCUGAAAGAUUUUUGUAUCUACCAUAUCUGAAAUGAGUGAGAUCUACCACUUGUGUCCAGAAAAUACAGCUCUGGACAGUUGUGCUAGAAGCAUAUCCUCACCUUCCUUCUUAUUCUGUCCAGCUUUCAGAAAUAGCCUCUUAUCAGGGGAUUCUAAAAUAUCUUGUUUUACACUAGCAAUGGCCAUAUACUUUUGUUGCUGGGUUAUAACAAGGCUUGGUUGUAUUUAAGGAAUGUGGUGUUGCUUUUUCAAGCUAUAAAGAUGCUAAUAUGUAAAAGGUGGUUAUAAACUUCAGGAAACCCCUAUAGAGGGAGUAGUGGAGCAGUUUGUCUUAAAUUUGGUGCAGUUAUUAAAACUCCCUGGACAAUCCAGGUAAUUUCUUGACUUCCUAAUUGGACUGCUUAAUGCUCCCAAGGAAUCCAGAUUCUGCUUCCAAGCCUAUCAAAUCCAGGUGUUUAAAAAUAAUAAAAUAAAUGGCACUUCAGACUCUGAAUUGUACAGUGACACUAGCUACUAAUGUUCAAAGAACUAAUAAGAGACACAUCUUAGUGAAAUGUCUUUUUCAUGUUUGGGGUCUGCUAUGAUGAUUGCCUUUUGAUAUUGCUUUCACUUAAAAAAAAAUGCCAAACUCUAAAAAUCCAAGACCGAACGAAAUGGUUAGAGUGUGUGCUAUCAUAUACCAGUGUAUUUGGGUCUUCUCAGUGUAUUUUAGAAGAUCACUGUGAAAUAUGUAGUAUGGGAGUUUUAGGCAUCUGUUUUUCUCUAUUCUAACAUUCAGGGAGCAUUCUGUUUUGGAAAAUUCUUAUAUCUGAAACACUAAGUUAAUGGAACACUGAUUUCCUCCUAUCUCACACCUCUAUGCUAGCAACCUAGCAUGGUUUCGUGGAGUGACCUGAGUGAAAAUGUCAAAACAGUUGGAGCUAGAAGGUGCUACUUCAGAGAACUAAGCAGUAAUAGUCAUGGAAAACAGGAAGUUCUUGAUUUAAUAACACUGCCCCUAGUGGUGGGAGUGGAAUUGGGAAGUCAGGCAAUUGGUGGCUGAGAGCUGCCAGAAUUGACAAGACAAAACUCUUCUCAUGCCAAUCACUCAGUCUUGUCAGUGCAGCAGGUGCUGUUUUUAUAAUACAAUAUUUUUUAACUUUUUUCCAUUUGUAGAGGAAAGCCGUUAUCCUUCUGAACAAAAUGGCUGUGUCUGUUGACCUUUUUUAAAAAAUAAAAUAAAAGCAUUUCCAAACUUUUUAGUGUCAAAAGCGUAAACAUAAGAAUACUGACUUUUUUCAGUGUGUGUGGCGAGUGCUGUAACCCUGUCAUCAUUGGUAUUUUCCCUUUCCUUUUUCAGGGGUAUAUUUUUUAUUUUUUAUUUUCCUGUUUUGUUCUCUGCUUGUCAAUUAUUGUCUGUGUGGUCCUCUGGCUGGGACAAUUACCGACAAUGUGUGUCUGUUGUCCAGUUUUAAAUAAAAAAAAGAUAGAAGUAGAAAUGAAAAAAGUUGUGUAUUAAAAAUAUAAAAAAUUAAAUGUAUCAUCCAAAGGAAUUCAAAAUAUGAAAAGGCAAAGUUCUGGACAACUCCUCCCAGUUUUAUAAGGAAAUGGAUUUUUUAGGAUCAAGGUACCUUUCAAUUGCCUUUGACAGACCAAGGAAGACCAAACCAGUGUGGCCUUCUUAGCAAUGUUAUUAACUCCUGAUUUUAUCCCUCUCCCAAUACUGUAAUGUAUGGAUGACCUUUCAAAAACAGGAAGGGGCAGCAUUAGAAACUACUUUUUCCAUUGAUAUCUCUGGGGCUUUAAUACUGCAAAUUUAAAUAGAAGGGAUGCAUUGCAGCAUUUUUGCACACUCUUUUAGUCUCUAUUUUUUACACACAAACUACUUAGUAUUUCUUAAUGCACCUUCAUUUAUGUCGGUCCCAGUUUAUUUGUGUGUGGUUAUUUUGUAUGUACCCACUUUUGAAAAUGUGCAUUCAGAAUCUUACAACAAAGGGCUUGCCAUUCUUUUCUGCACCAGUGGGAUGGAAACUUUUGAAUUUACAUUUAAAGGGUAUGGCCAACAUAAAUCUGCAUAUCAUAAAUACUGUUGCUACUAGCCGUAUCUUAAUUUAUUUUACAUGAAUGUACCUUUUUAAAAAAUCCUGGUAAAUUUGGGGGAUAUCAGUAACCCUUUCAGUUUGAGGUUACCAAUGUUCCUGUGCUGUUGUCUAUUUAAUUCAUUGUCCAUUGCUGCAGCAGAAGUCAAAGUUGAGAAUGCUGGGAUACAUUUUUGUUAAUAUGGGAUAUAAAUAUUAAGCCAAGCUUAAUUGAUAUUCUUCCUUUAAUUUGUUUUUUAGACAUCUUUCAUGGCUAAAUCAUUUCUCUCAAUCAUUUCCACCUGGUAAACCUGGGUUUCCCAAACUUGGGUCUCCAGAUGUUUUUGGACUACAACUCUCAUAAUCCCUAGCUAGCAGGACCAGUGGUCAGAGAUGAUGGAAAAUGUAGUCCAGAAACAGCUGGAAGCCAAAGUUUGGGAAACCCUGCUGAGUGAACCCAGGAUUUGGCUUAAUACUGGUUUCAGUGGGCACCUCCUAAAUACAAAUAGUUCACAGGUGUUGCUUUGCUCAGCUAGUCUUCUGUCCUUCAGUGAUAUUUGGUAUGCUAGAUCUAAGCUUAUUUAUGCAUAUCAAAAGUUCGUGUUCUUCUUUAGGUUCCAUGUAAGUAAAUGGAGUUGUAUCCAGAAGACACUAUUAUCAACUGGCAUGACUUAAAGCUGAUGUAACAUCAUGUUCAUUCAUCCCUGCCAGGACAGUAUUGCUACUUCCCUCUCAUUUACCUCAUGCUGAAUUUAGAUCACCAGGAUCCGUUUUAACAAAUUUUUCGUGAAGGCAGCACAGCGGGCUGUCAAAGGGAGUGAAAAAUUGUAGGAUGUCCCCAACACACACACACACACAACCCUCUCACGCAUACACUACAGAAAGUGAUCUUUUACUACUCAGAAAGUGAUGUGUUGCACUUUAACAGAGGAGGAGAUGAGCUUUGCAUAUAUAGUCUGGCAUACUUUGAGUUCCUUCUGGAAGGAGCAGCAGCGGGAGAUAAUAGAUGUCUGUGAUGCAAGUGCGCACGCUGCCUUCAACUUGUAUGUGUUUUAUUGAUGGAGUCAUGUUACUGACAGGAUAAUGAAUUGCAAAGAAAUUGUGUUAUAUAUUCAACUUUGCCUUGAUAAUAUAAACACUUUUGUUCAGUUUUUUUUCUUUCCUUUUUUUUUAUUCACAAACUAAGUUCAUGAGGAAAUUAUAAAAUUAUUUAAAAAUG
This is a messenger RNA of Podarcis muralis (Common wall lizard), 7188 nucleotides long. The record is from RefSeq and is a predicted model, not a curated record. Lineage: Eukaryota; Metazoa; Chordata; Lepidosauria; Squamata; Lacertidae.